UGGGCCCAUUGGCCGGGAACAGCAUGCAGCGCCUGCUGGUACGUACCUAUAUCUUGAGCCCGCGAGAAGGCCAAAAGCGUGCCCGACAUCCUCCAUCGUCAACCUGCUCCUCCCAGUGGCGCUGCUUUCGCCUCACUGUUCAAGAUGCGCUCGUUCCUCGUCCUCGCCGCCGCCACCGCGCCGCUUGCCCACGCCGUCCGCGUCGUCCAGUCAAACGACGAUGGCUGGGCCGAAGGCAACCUGCGCACCUUUUUCAAUGUCCUGGUAGCUGCAGGCCAUGACGUGGUGCUGUCUGGACCGGCCGAGAACGAGUCUGGCAAAGGCUCGAGCGAUGCACCGCCCACGGUCGUCGGGAGCGAGGGCUGCAUCUACAACUCGUGUGCGCCCGGAAGCCCCCCGACAGGCGCCAACACGACGGACCCUCGUCUCAACUACGUCAACUCGUUUCCCGUGACCUCUAUCAAAAACGGCAUCGAGGUGACGGCGCCCGCUCUCUGGAACGGCGCCAAGCCCGAACUCGCCCUUACCGGUCCGAACGUGGGAACCAAUCUCGACGUCCAGCUGCCCUUCUCUGGCACCGUGGGCGCCGCCGUCUUUGCCGUCGACCAGCAGAUCCCCGCCAUCGCCUUCUCUGGAAGGAACGGCGAGCGCGCCUCAUUUACUGCUCCCACGCCGCUCCACUCGACCAUCUACGCCGACCUCGCCCUCAACAUCACCACCACCAUCAUCGCCAGCGGAAAGCCCUACCUGCCAGCAGGCACCUUUCUCAACGUCAACUUCCCCAAGGCCGAGCAGGGCAAAUGCGACGACCCCAACAAGUUCAAGUACAUCUUUACCCGCAUCUCCACCGGACUCCUCAGUCCCCGCGAUGCCGACUGGUGCGGCAGUACACGUCUGCCAUGGGAGGCCGACGUCAUCCUGUUCAAGGGCGACGGCUGCUACGUUUCCAUCAGCCCGGGCGAUGCCAAGGACAAGACGACGGUCAACGAUGUCGCUGUCCAGACGCAGAUUAUCAACAAGCUCAAGCCGAUUCUGUCGUGCUUGCCGUAGGCGUUUCCAACGGUAUGGAAUUGACAUGUAUACUACUCAUAAAGGAUUUUUAUUUAUUUAUUUCAAUCUGUGUGAUAUGUA
Molecule: messenger RNA, 1131 nt
Organism: Exserohilum turcica Et28A
Lineage: Eukaryota; Fungi; Ascomycota; Dothideomycetes; Pleosporales; Pleosporaceae
Exons: 2
Coding region: 145-1050 (301 amino acids)
Molecular function (GO): nucleotidase activity
Source: RefSeq, a predicted model, not a curated record